Molecule: messenger RNA, 3741 nt
Organism: Camelina sativa (false flax)
Lineage: Eukaryota; Viridiplantae; Streptophyta; Magnoliopsida; Brassicales; Brassicaceae
Product: exportin-T
Biological process (GO): tRNA re-export from nucleus
Cellular component (GO): nuclear matrix; nuclear pore; cytoplasm
Molecular function (GO): small GTPase binding; tRNA binding
Source: RefSeq, a predicted model, not a curated record
AUUUAUCGUCAAAAAAAAAACAAAAAUAAUUUAUAUUUACUAAAAAAAACCUUGAAUUCGAAGAAGAAACUCAAAACUAGGGUUUCAAAUUCCCCUUUUCUACUCAACAGCUCACUUCCAAAAAUCGAUCCUUUUUAAUCGCAUAAUCGCCGAGAUCCUUACUUCUGGUAAGCCCUCAAGCCAAACCCACUUAAAAAGUUUCGUUUUUUUCCCCUUCUUCUUUCUUCUUCUUCGUUAUCAAAAUCGAAGAGGACGGUGAAGGCUGAGAGAGCUAGCUGACGAUACUAAUCUGAGCCAUUGUUUGACUUCUAUACAAAUUAAGCAGGACUGGAUUUUGAAUCUCGGUUUUAGAGGGUUGUUUAACACAAUGGAUGACCUUGAAAAGGCAAUUAUAAUUAGCUUUGAAUCUGGUGACUCGGCGUUGAAGUCUCGGGCGGUUGAGUAUUGUCGGAUAAUGAAAGAAACUCCAUCUAUUUGUAGUAUAUGUAUUGACAAGUUAUGGCUUUGUAACGUUGUCCAAGUUCAGUUCUGGUGCCUGCAAGCGCUGCAGGAUGUUUUGAGUGUUAACUAUGGAUCCUUGAGCUUGGAUGAGAAGAGUUACGUCAGGAAAUCAGUGUUUUCAAUGGCGUGUCUUGAGGUUAUUGAUAGUGAGAAUGCUGUUAGAGUUGUGGAAGGGCCACCGUUUGUAAAGAACAAGCUUGCACAGGUUUUGGCUACUUUGAUCUAUUUUGAGUACCCUUUGAUUUGGUCUUCGGUGUUUGUUGAUUUUAUGGGUCACCUGAGCAAAGGAGCUGUUGUGAUCGAUAUGUUUUGUCGGGUUUUGAGUGCCUUGGAUGAUGAGUUGAUUAGCUUGGAUUACCCUCGGACACCGGAAGAGAUUUCUGUGGCUGCUCGAGUCAAGGAUGCAAUGAGGCAACAAUGUGUCCCUCAGAUUGCUAGAGCAUGGUACGACAUUGUAUCGUUGUACAAGAAUUCCGAUCCGGAUCUUUCUGCCACUGUGUUAGAUUGCAUGAGAAGAUUUGUUUCUUGGAUUGACAUUGGAUUGGUUGCAAAUGAUGCAUUUGUUCCGUUACUGUUUGAAUUGAUUCUGUCUGAUGGAAUGUCUGAUGAAGUCAGCGGUGCAGCAGCUGGUUGUGUCUUAGCCAUGGUUUCUAAGCGGAUGGAUCCGCAGUCAAAACUGACCCUUUUGCAGACCCUUCAAAUAAGUCGUGUUCUUGGUUUAGUAUCCGGAGAUGCUGAGUCGGAAUUGGUAGCAAAAGUAUCUGCUUUGCUUACUGGCUAUGCUGUUGAGGUUCUAGAAUGCCAUAAGCGGUUGAACUCAGAGGAAACCAAGGCAGUCUCCAUGGACUUGCUGAACGAAGUUCUGCCAUCAGUUUUUCGUGUUAUGCAGAACUGUAAGGUGGAAUCUACUUUUAGCAUCGUCCAAUUUCUCCUAGGUUAUGUUUCCACUCUCAAAGGCCUCCCUGCAUUAAAAGAGAAGCAGCUGCUCCACAUCACUCAGAUACUUGAAGUGAUAAGAAUUCAGAUAUGCUAUGAUCCUAUGUAUCGUGAUGACCUUAAUUCACUGGAUAAAGUUGGAUUGGAAGAGGAAGAUAGAAUGUCCGAGUUGAGAAAAGACCUCUUUGUCUUAUUACGUACAGUGGGCCGUGUUGCUCCCGAACUGACUCAGCAUUUCAUUCGUAACUCACUAGCAAAUGCUGUUGAAUCCACAUCCGAGAGAAAUGUCGAAGAAGUGGAAGCUGCUCUUUCGCUUUUGUAUUCAUUCGGAGAGUCUCUGACCGAGGAGGCCAUGAAAACAGGAUCUGGGUGUUUGAGUGAACUAAUUCCAAUGAUCUUGACCACACAGUUCCCUGGUCAUUCUCAUAGACUUGUUGCACUAGUAUACUUGGAAAAUAUAACUAGGUACUUGAAGUUUAUUCACGAAAAUUCCCAGUACAUUCCCAAUGUUCUUGGUGCUUUUCUUGACGAAAGAGGUCUGCAUCACCAGAAUGUUUAUGUGAGCCGUAGAGCAUGUUACUUGUUCAUGAGAGUCGUGAAAUUGUUAAAAUCAAAGCUUGUACCAUUCAUUGACGAGAUCCUGCAGAACCUUCAAGAUACGUUGUCCCAGUUGACGACCAUGCACUAUGCAUCAAGAGAACUUUCUGGAACUGAAGAUGGUAGUCACAUUUUUGAGGCUAUUGGCUUAAUCAUAGGGUUGGAGGAUGUCCCAGCUGAAAAGCAGGCAGAGUAUCUGUCUUUACUGCUUACCCCUCUUUGUCAACAGAUUGAGGCAGGAGUUCAGCAGGCGAAAGUUGCAAAUUCAGAAGACUUUCCUGUGAAAAUUGCAAAUAUCCAGUUUGCUAUUGUGGCAAUUAAUGCUCUCAGCAAGGGCUUCAGUGAACGUCUUGUUACUGGGAGUCGUCCUGGAAUUGGUCUCAUGUUUAAGCAGACACUAGAUGUACUUCUAAGGGUUCUUAUUGCAUUUCCAAAGGUGAAGCCUUUACGGAGUAAGGUCACAUCAUUCAUACACCGUAUGGUUGAUACCCUUGGAUCCUCUGUGUUCCCUUAUCUUCCCAAGGCCUUGGAACAGCUACUUGCUGAUAGUGAGCCUAAGGAAACGGUUGGUCUCCUGGUAUUACUCAAUCAGCUUAUCUGCAAGUUCAACAGCGCUCUCCGUGAAAUACUGGAAGAAGUAUAUCCCGUGGUUGCUGAUAGGAUUUUCGAUGUAAUCCCAGAAGAUGUUAAUGAGGCUGAGACUGUUAAUGAGGAAAUUAGAGAACGGAUAGAGCUUCAAAGGACGCUGUAUACAUUUCUUCAUGUGAUAGCCACACACGAUCUUUCUUCUGUAUUUCUUACGCCCAAAAGUGGGGCUUACCUAGACCGUAUGAUGCAGCUGCUUUUGACCUCUUCCUGUAAUCACAAGGAUAUUACAGUACGUAAGGCUUGCGUACAGAUAUUUAUCAAGCUUAUUAAAGAUUGGUGCGCCAAACCAUAUAGCGAGGAGAAGGUUCCAGGUUUUCAGAAUUUCAUGAUCGAAACUUUUGCAACAAACUGCUGUUUGUACAGUGUGCUAAAUAAAUCCUUCGAUUUCACUGAUGCAACUACUCACGCCUUGUUUGGGGAAAUCAUCACGGCUCAGAAAGUGAUGUAUGAAAAGUUUGGUAAUGCGUUUCUCAUGUAUCUGAUGUCGAAAAGUUUUCCAGCAGCACAUAUCCCACAAGAUUUGGCGGAGCAGUAUUGCCAAAAGUUGCAGGGUAAUGAUAUCCGGGGCCUCAAGUCAUUCUACCAGUCCCUUAUAGAAAAUCUCCGGGUUCAACAAAACGGGGGUCACGUUUUCAGAUAGCAUUCGGAACACAGCUAGUUUUAUAGAGAGAAAAGACUCUCAGGUUUCUCCAGAUGUAAAUAGUAUUUGCCAAAUGUCUACUUGAGAGGGCAACAAAAGAUGUAUCCUUUUCCAGUAAUCAUGUUCUUGAUUCAAUCUCCGAAGUAGUAGUGUUUUUACUCGAGAACCCCAAGGCCCUUGCAAGUUCUUCCAGUGCAGAUUUGCUGUUUAUUUUCGUUUUGCGCCUUUGUUGUGAGAUUGUGUCUAUAAAAAAAAAAAAAAAAAGGAGCCGGUCUUAUCUCCAAGUUUUGAUGAUGAUUAUGUUAUAUAACUUUCUUCUACAUUCCAUGUUUUCUUUACUUUUGUCCAUGAAAAUACUUAAGAGAAAAACUCUGAGAGGGAUAUAUACUUAAGACAGAGACACCAAAAUUUUGGCUGAA